AUGAGACUGAUUCUCUUACUUGCUUUGAAUGCUCUCAUGCUACUUGAAACACAUGGUUUUACCGAUGAAACUGAGAGGCAAGCAUUGCUGGAAUUCAAGUCACAAGUUUCUCAAGGCAAAAGAAGUGUCUUGUCCUCAUGGAACCACUCAUUCCCACUCUGCAACUGGGAGGGGGUUACAUGUGGCCGUAAAGACAAAAGAGUUACUCAUCUUGAACUCGGAAGAUUGCAACUAGGCGGAGUAAUAUCACCAUCUAUUGGUAAUCUUUCGUUUCUUGUAACACUUGAUCUCUACGAAAACUUUUUUGAGGGUACUAUUCCUCAAGAGGUUGGAAACUUGUUUAGACUUGAAUACUUGGAUUUGGGGGUAAAUUCUCUGGAGGGACCGAUUCCAACGGGUCUAUAUAACUGCUCUAGAUUAUUGAACCUUCGUUUAGAUUCAAAUCAUUUUGGAGGAAGUGUUCCUUCAGAGCUAGGAUCAUUGACGAAUCUUGUUCAGUUAAAUCUUUAUGGAAACAAUCUUAAAGGAAAGCUCCCUGCAUCACUAGGAAACUUGACAUCUCUACAACAACUUGCAUUUUCACAUAACAAUCUCCAAGGACAGAUUCCGAGUGAUUUAGCUAAACUGACUCAAAUAUGGAGUCUUCAACUAGUAGCAAACAACUUCUCUGGUGUUUUUCCUCCUGCUAUCUACAAUAUGUCCUCACUUAAGCUUCUAGGUGUCGCUUAUAAUCAUUUCUCUGGUCUCUUGAGACCGGAUUUUGGUAUUCUGUUACCGAACCUUUUAUCGUUUAAUAUGGGAGGGAAUGAUCUCACAGGUUCCAUUCCGACAACACUUUCCAAUAUCUCCACUCUUGAAAGAUUGGGAAUGAAUGAGAACCAUCUCACAGGAAGUAUUCCUACCUUUGGAAAACUACCAAAUUUACAAAUGUUAUUUCUUCAUACCAAUUCUUUAGGAAGUGGUUCUUCUGGUGAUCUUGAAUUCCUCACUUCUUUGACAAACUGCACCAAGCUAGAGACCUUAGGCAUUGGUCGGAAUAGGCUUGGAGGUGAUUUGCCUAUUUCCAUCACCAAUCUAUCCGCAAAAAUCACCACUCUAGACCUUGGAGGAGCACUCAUUUCCGGAAGCAUUCCUCAUGACAUUGGGAAUCUCAUAAACCUACAGAAACUUAUAUUGGAUCAGAAUAUCUUGACUGGACCACUCCCAACCUCUCUUGGGAAGCUUAUAAACUUGAGGUAUUUAAGUCUGUUUUCAAAUAGAUUAUCAGGAGAGAUACCAGCUUUUAUAGGCGACCUCACUAUGUUAGAAACACUCGACUUGUCCAACAAUGGUUUUGAAGGUAUUGUUCCUCCAAGUCUAGGGAAAUGUAGUCACCUACUAGAAUUGUGGAUUGGGGAUAAUAAGCUGAAUGGGACUAUACCUCUGGAAAUUCUGAAAAUUCAGCAGCUUCUUCGCCUAGACAUGUCGGGAAAUUCCUUGACUGGCUCGCUGCCCGAAGAUAUUGGACAGCUACAAAAUCUUGGUACACUAUCACUUGAGAAUAAUAAAUUAUCGGGGAAACUUCCACAAGCUUUGGGAAAGUGUCUCACAAUGGAAAAUCUUUAUCUGCAAGGAAAUUCGUUUGAUGGAGAUAUUCCAGAUAUAAAAAGGUUGGUGGGUGUUAAAGAAGUUGAUUUUUCGAACAAUAAUCUCUCCGGAAGCAUACCCGGAUAUUUUGCAAACUUUUCCAAGCUCGAGUAUCUCAAUCUAUCUUUGAACAAUUUUGAGGGAAAGGUGCCAAUGAAAGGAAUAUUUCAGAAUACUACUACAGUUUCCAUAUUUGGAAACAAUGGUCUAUGUGGAGGCAUUAGGGGAUUUCAACUAAAGCCAUGCCACCCGCAAAUGGAAAAAAAGCAUUCCUCUCUUUUGAAGAAAGUUGUGAUCGGGGUCAGCGUAGGCAUAACUUUGCUUUUACUUUUGGUAUUGUUCAUAGUUUAUCUACGUUGCUUGAGAAAAAGAAAGAAGAACCAAGAGACCAAUAAUCCAACUCCUUCUACUUUGGAAGUCUUGCAUGAGAAGAUAAGUUAUGGAGAUCUCCGUAAUGCGACAAAUGGCUUCUCUUCGAGCAAUAUGAUCGGCUCAGGCAGUUUUGGUAUUGUAUUUAAGGCAUUUAUCCCGACGGAGAAAAAGGUUGUUGCGGUGAAAGUUCUGAACCUGCAGAGACGUGGAGCAAUGAAGAGCUUUAUGGCAGAAUGUGAAUCCUUGAAGGACAUAAGGCAUCGAAAUCUUGUGAAACUAUUGACAGCUUGUUCGAGUAUUGAUUUCCAAGAAAACGAAUUCAGAGCUCUCAUAUACGAGUUCAUGCCUAAUGGAAGCUUGGAUAAGUGGCUGCACCAGGAGGAAGUGGAAGAGAUUCAUAGGCCCUCAAGAACCUUGACAUUUCUUGAAAGGCUUAAAAUUGCCGUAGACGUGGCUUCUGCUUUGGACUAUCUUCAUGUUCAUUGUCAUGAGCCUAUAGCACAUUGUGAUCUUAAACCAAGCAACGUUCUUUUAGACGAUGAUCUAACCGCCCAUGUUAGUGACUUUGGUCUGGCUCGUCUUCUCCUCAAAUUCGACGAGGAGUCCUUCUUCAACCAACUAAGCUCGGCUGGCGUUAGAGGAACCAUCGGCUAUGCGGCACCAGAAUAUGGAAUGGGAGGACAACCAUCAAUAUACGGUGAUGUGUAUAGCUUUGGGGUUCUCAUUUUGGAAAUGUUCACCGGAAAAAGACCAACCAAUGAGUUAUUUGGGGGAAACUUUACCCUUAUCAGCUACACCAAGUCGGCGUUGCCGGAAAGAGUAUUGGACAUUGUAGACAAAUCAAUUCUUCACAGUGGUCUUAGAGUUGGUUUCCCUGUUGUUGAGUGCUUGACAUUGGUUUAUGAGGUGGGUCUUAGGUGUUGUGAAGAAUCUCCGACGAACCGGUUGGCAACGAGUGAAGUCGUGAAGGAGUUGAUCUUAAUCAGAGAGAGGUUCUUUAAAAGCCAGUAG
Arabis nemorensis is the source of this 3009-nucleotide messenger RNA. The record is from the annotation of a GenBank genome assembly. Lineage: Eukaryota; Viridiplantae; Streptophyta; Magnoliopsida; Brassicales; Brassicaceae.